AAGGAACCACGCAAUCGGGAUCUCAGAAAUAGCACUCGGGGUUUCGUUUAUAAAGGGGACGAAAAGACAGUUUCUGUCGUUCCUCAUUCUUCCCUGAUUUCCAUCCAUCCCUCGUCCUUCAAGUUUUUCUAUCGUCAAACACCAGCGAUGUCAGACAAGCGCCAAAACAUCGUCAUCGUAGGUGGUGGCCCCGGUGGUUCCUCAGCCGCCAGAGCAAUCAGCACUUCGAAAAAGUUCAACGGCUCAACGCACCGCGUCAUCCUCAUCACCGCACGUCCCUACUUCACGCACCUCCCCGCCAUGAUCCGCACGACGGUCACCUCUGAAGGGUCCAUCGAGAAGCUCGCCCUGAUGAACUACGGCGACUUCAUCCCUCCCGACAAGGGCGAAGUCAAGGUCGGGAAGGUCGUCAAGAUCACGGAGGACGGCAAGGACCAGGGUGGUUCUGUGACUUUGGAGUCUGGGGAGGUUGUGCGGUAUAGCAUUUUGGUGCUGGCGACGGGCAACAAGUGGAAUGGAGCGCUGGAUAUGCCGGAUGAUCCCAAGGAGAUGCAGGCCAACUUUGAUUCGUGGAGAGCUAAAUUCGCGAAAGCGAAGAAUAUCGUGUUGGUUGGUGGGGGUUCUGUUGGUCUCGAGUACGCAGGAGAACUGCGAGAUUUCUACCCCGAUGCCAAGGUUACGAUUGUGCAUUCGCAGAAGCAGGUCCUCAACGACGCGUACCCGGAUAAAUUCCGCAAGGCCGUGUUGGCGCGUUUCCAGAAGGAGGGCGUGGAGAUUGUGCUUGAGGAUGCCGUCGACCAGACCGAGCCUGUGGAUGGCAAGAUUACAACACGCAAGGGCAAGUCUAUCCCAGCUGACCUCGUGCUCCCAGCAUGGGGCGGACGACCCAACACUGCGUUCAUCAAAGAGUCCUUAGGCGACGACGUCCUCACGUCCUCUGGGCACGUUAAGGUUCAGCCUACCCUCCAGCUCCCAGGACACGCCAGGAUCUUCGCCGUGGGUGAUAUCAUCGACUGGAACGAGCAGAAGCAGGCUGCCAAAGCCCCUGCGCACGGCGCCAUCGUCGCUGCCAACAUUGUCACCCUCGUUUCUGGAUCGGGGGCUCUGACAGAGUACAAAGGCUCCUCUGAGAUAAUUCUUGUGACUGCUGGAAGGAAUGGUGGGAUCGCUUAUCUCGGAAUCCUUUGGGGAAUUGUGUUGGGCGAUUGGUUUGCGAGGAUGCUCAAGUCCAAGGGUCUCGUGAUUGAGAUGUCGAGAGGGCAGUAUGGGUUCCCUGCUUACAAGGCUUCUGCCUAAACUUCGACCUUUCUCCAAGUUCUCUCUCUCUCUCUCCCACACGCACCCUCUUUUUCGCUGGAUAUCUGAUACCUUUCUCAUGGAUCUAUACCCUAUCUCCAUCCCAAUGCUUUUUUUGACUCGACUCGUGGAAUGCACGCGCCGUCCUCAUGUUCAUUGUUCAUAUGACCCCUUCCUUUGCUUUCAUCUAGGUAGAACGAUUCGGUUCGGACACGACUUUGUUCUUUUCAUGAAACUUACGCAUGCAUGCCUUAUGGUAUAGACUCACUCGUGUAACUAAUACUGUGUAGAAUGGAAGGUCUGUUUUCUCUUUUGCUUA
Messenger RNA from Coprinopsis cinerea okayama7#130, 1615 nucleotides. RefSeq lists its product as hypothetical. Gene Ontology annotation, molecular function: flavin adenine dinucleotide binding; electron-transferring-flavoprotein dehydrogenase activity. The coding region runs from base 148 to 1296 and encodes 382 amino acids. Lineage: Eukaryota; Fungi; Basidiomycota; Agaricomycetes; Agaricales; Psathyrellaceae. The record is from RefSeq and is a predicted model, not a curated record. The transcript is spliced from 4 exons. Gene Ontology annotation, cellular component: cytoplasm.